Molecule: messenger RNA, 939 nt
Organism: Fonsecaea pedrosoi CBS 271.37
Lineage: Eukaryota; Fungi; Ascomycota; Eurotiomycetes; Chaetothyriales; Herpotrichiellaceae
Exons: 3
Coding region: 1-939 (312 amino acids)
Source: RefSeq, a predicted model, not a curated record
AUGAUCAUCUCUCCCUUGCACUUGGUUGUCUCUGCUCUCGUCGCUAGCUCUUUGAGUGCGGCCAGCCCGGCUGCGUUGGAGGAGCGUCAGGCAUACGCCUUGGUCGGCGACGGCUUCGAACAAGCCACAUCCACCCUGGGGAGCUACUACAACUACUGGAAAAAGUUGCCCAAUGGAACCUUUGACCUGACCCGCAGCGACCGCUCUCCGGUCACGUCGCCAAAGGUGUUGCCGAUGAUGGGCGACCGGGCUUCCAUCAAGAUCGAGCCAAACCGCACCGGCCUGGUCAUCAUCGACAUGCAAAACUUCUUCCUUCACCCUGAUCUGUCCCCCGGCGCAAAAAAUGGCCGCGGUGCCGUCCAGCCAACCGUCAACAUGAUCAACGGGUUCCGCAAGCACGACAUGAAGAUCCUCUGGGUGAACUGGGGACUCACCGAGUACGACCUGCUGACGAUCCCCCCGUCGUUCAAGUCUUCCUUCAGCGGCGGCUCAGAUCUCGCCAACGACACCUUCGGCAGCGACAUGGGCACCAUCAAGGAGAACGGCACGACGAUUGAGGUUGGCCGCCUGCUGAUGCGCGGAUCUUGGAACGCCGAGCCAUACGGCGUGCUGGGAACCAUGAAGGACGAAGGCGUCGCAGCCGGCACCGAUUUGGUCUUCAACAAGAACCGUCUGUCCGGGCUGUGGGGACCACAGACGCCCUUCGGCCUCUGGCUCCAAGAAAACGAAGUGUCGACGCUGUUCUUCGGCGGCGUCAAUGCCGAUCAGUGCGUCUGGUCUACCUUGGUGGAUGCCUUCUUCAAGGGCUAUGAUGUGAUCUACGUCGACGAUCUCUCUCAGACAACAAGCCCCCCUUUCGCCCAACAGAUGUGCCGGUACAAUGCUGAUGGAUAUGGAUUUGUAGCCAACAGUACCGCCGUAUUGAAAGCACUUGGAUAG